Erythranthe guttata (spotted monkey flower) is the source of this 1806-nucleotide messenger RNA. RefSeq names its product seryl-tRNA synthetase / serine-tRNA ligase. Gene Ontology annotation, biological process: seryl-tRNA aminoacylation. Gene Ontology annotation, molecular function: ATP binding; serine-tRNA ligase activity. The record is from RefSeq and is a predicted model, not a curated record. NCBI's taxonomy places the organism in Eukaryota, Viridiplantae, Streptophyta, Magnoliopsida, Lamiales, Phrymaceae.
AAAGGUUACGCCUUGUUUAUAUUUCCAAAACCCUCGACUCUGCGCAACUAUUCACUCCUUCAUCCUCGUCGUCAUCGGCAAGUCCACUUCAUCGCUGACUUCUGUGUAGAAAGGAGCUAAAUUUAUAGCGGGAUAAGUAUGUUGGACAUUAAUCUCUUUCGUGAAGAGAAGGGAGGCAACCCUGAGAAAAUUAGGGAAUCUCAGCGCCGUCGUUUUGCCAAUGUUAACCUUGUCGAUGAGGUUAUUGAGCUCGACAAAGCUUGGAGGCAACGCCAAUUCGAGUUGGAUGGCUUGAGGUCGGAUAAAAACAAGAUUAGCAAAGAGAUUGCCCGCCUCAAAAUUUCAGGAGCAGAUGCAAGCAGUAUGAUUGCAACUACUGAUGAAAACAGAGAACUGACUGUGAAGAAGGAGGCAGAAGUGCAGCAGGCCCUAGCAGAGGUGCAGUCCAGAUUGGCAAUUAUUGGAAACCUAGUGCACGAUUCAGUCCCUAUCGACAAUAAUGAGGAUAACAAUGCUGUUAUUCGGUCAUGGGGAGAGAAGAGGACUGAGCCGAAUCUGAAGAAUCAUGUGGACCUUGUUGAGCUUCUUGGAAUUGCAGAUAUAAAGAAAGGUGCGAAUGUAGCGGGAGGCAGGGGUUUCUAUCUCAAAGGGGAUGGAGUACGACUUAACCAAGCUCUUAUCAACUUUGGUCUUGAUUUUUUGGAGAAGAGGGGAUUUACUGCGUUGCACACUCCUUUUUUCAUGAGGAAAGAUAUUAUGGCUAAAUGUGCUCAGUUGGCCCAGUUUGAUGAGGAACUUUACAAGGUUACUGGAGAGGGUGAGGACAAAUACCUGAUUGCGACAGCUGAACAACCACUUUGUGCUUAUCAUCUGGACGAAUGGAUUCAUCCUUCACAACUGCCAUUGAGAUAUGCUGGAUACUCAUCGUGCUUCCGUAAAGAAGCUGGUUCGCAUGGUCGAGAUACUCUGGGAAUUUUCCGUGUUCAUCAGUUUGAAAAGAUUGAACAGUUCUGUAUAACCACUCCAAAUGGAAAUGACUCCUGGGAGAUGCAUGAAGAGAUGCUAAAAAAUUCUGAGGAUUUCUACAAGCUGCUUAAUAUCCCCUACCAAGUUGUAGCUAUCGUAUCUGGUGCACUGAAUGAUGCUGCUGCCAAAAAGUACGACUUGGAAGGAUGGUUCCCAGCAUCAAAGGCAUACAGAGAACUUGUUUCCUGCUCUAACUGUACUGACUAUCAGUCAAGAAGAUUAGAAACCCGAUUUGGGCAAAAAAAGAGCAACGACAAGUCUAAGGAAUAUGUCCACAUGUUGAACUCUACGCUGACAGCAACCGAGAGGACAAUGUGCUGUAUUCUCGAGAACAAUCAGAGAGAGGAUGGAGUAGAAAUACCAGAGGUUCUAAGAGAGUUCAUGGGUGGGAAAUCCUUCAUUCCUUUCAAGAACACUGUGAAAGAGACAAAGGGGAAGAAGACCAAAGAAUGAGCCAAUCAUCAUUCUUUAAGGUUUUUUUCUUGCAAAUGCCUACGGAUGUUCUACAGGUGUUGAAUUGCAAGAUAUUUAUUGUUUUUUAUAGAGACAAAAAACGAAUUGUGGAUUGACUCUCUUUACCCUUUCAGGCCAUUACGACAUCAUCUAGUAUUUUUAGACCGUUUGUUGAAUUGUUGAACGCACAUUUGCCAAGUUCCUUUGUUUGUUCGUAUUUUAGUUUGGUUUUUCUUUUUCUUUUUUUCCUGAGGGCAAAGGGAUGUUUAGAAUUGAUUCAUAAGGAGUGUAUUGUGUUCUGUUCUAUAUAACUAUUUCGUGGAAUAA